Molecule: messenger RNA, 1606 nt
Organism: Polyodon spathula (Mississippi paddlefish)
Lineage: Eukaryota; Metazoa; Chordata; Actinopteri; Acipenseriformes; Polyodontidae
Gene: plpp1a
Product: phospholipid phosphatase 1a
Exons: 6
Coding region: 346-1197 (283 amino acids)
Biological process (GO): phospholipid dephosphorylation; signal transduction; phospholipid metabolic process
Molecular function (GO): phosphatidate phosphatase activity
Source: RefSeq, a predicted model, not a curated record
GCAAGGCUUAGCGCCCGUGUGCUUCAGUAUAUUGUAAGAGUAUUAUUUUUUUUUUCAAAUAUUUUUUUUUAAAGGUAGUGGCAAUUGGCAAUUACUUUUUUUUCAACUAAGAUUUAAUGGAGCAAUACUAAUCGUUGCCUGUAUAUCUUUUAAUAGACUGCAAACUGUAUUAAAAUCAAACCGCGAUAUAUUAAGCCGCUAGUUAGCGUCCGGUUUUUUACUUGGCUUUUCUUUUUUUACGCAAAUAAGAAUUUGUAUUUGCCUUUAGAUUUUGGGUGGGAGUCAGAAAUCGCAGCACAAGGAGCAGUAAUUACCUUUAAAAGACACAAGAAAAAGACGAAAAACAUGUUUGACGGAACAGCAGCCCCAUUCAUUGUCCUUGAUGUAGUCUGCGUUGUCCUGGCUGGACUGCCCUUUGCAAUUCUCACACCACGACAUAAUCCAUUCAAACGAGGAUUCUUCUGUAAUGAUGAAUCCAUCAAGUACCCUUUGAAAGAAGACACCAUUUCCUAUGAGUUGUUAGGUGGAAUAAUGAUUCCGUUCACUCUUAUUGUUAUGAUCAUAGGGGAGUGCCUCUCAGUCCAUUAUAAACGCUUGCAGUCAAACUCCUCGGUCAGAAAUACUUACGUGGCCUGCCUUUACAAGGCCAUUGGAACUUUUGUGUUUGGCGCUGCCAUGAGCCAGUCUCUGACUGACAUCGGCAAGUAUUCUAUCGGCCGGCUGCGGCCCCACUUCCUGGAUGUGUGCAAGCCAAAUUGGGCGGAAAUCAACUGCAAAGCGGGCUACAUAGAGAACUUCACGUGCACAGGGGAAAAAAGGAUAGUCAACGAAGCGAGGCUCUCCUUCUACUCCGGGCAUUCCUCGUUCUCAAUGUACUGCAUGUUGUUCCUAGCACUUUAUGUUCAAGCAAGACUCGUGGAAGACUGGGCUAGACUACUGCGUCCCACAGUCCAGUUCUUCCUGGUUGCGGCAUCCAUCUAUGUCGGCCUUUCUCGGGUUUCUGACUACAAGCACCACUGGAGUGAUGUGCUGACUGGACUGAUCCAGGGUGCGAUUGUUGCAAUACUGAUAGUGGUUUUUGUAUCAGACUUCUUCAAGACACGUGUUCCAGCCUUUCCCCAAAAAGAGGAGGACAUUACCCACACAACUUUACAAGAAACUCCCACAAACGGAAAUCAUUACGGUAGUACUCACUAGGCAUGAAAUGACCAAAGUGGACACCCUGUGACUGUAACCCUGCUUCCUGUUUUUCUAAGGAGGUUUGGCUAGAGCUCAGAGAAUGAAUGGUCUGAUUUUAAGGAUGUUUGAUUACCUAUAUAAAAUACUACCUUGGCAGGACUGCUGCUGCUGCUGCUAUGUGACUUCCACGCCCACUGUGUACAUAACUGUAUAUCUCCAUGUAUCUCACAAUACCAGUACUAUGUACAUGUACUAGCAAUGACACUUGUAUACCCUUUUAUAUCUAAUCAUUAGGAAAAGUGUUCCAAACAAUAUUCAGAAUGCAUUUUUUUUUGUUUAUUAAAAUUGUGGUAAAAGCUUUAUGUACAAAUGUCUGUUUGAGCUUUAUGCUUCUUAACUGAAAACAAAUAAACUAAUUCUGAACUAA